UCUACUCUUCAUUUUCUACGAGCUUCUUUUACUUCAGAAAACCUCCCCAAACCCUAAAGCUCUUACUAGAAUCAGAGGUUAAAGAGACGGCGCCGCUUCGCUGUCCGCCUUGACCGAGCACAGAGCUUCGUCUUGGCCCUCGAUUUUGCUCAUUUUCUCGCAGGUUUUUUCAUUUUAGCCUUAGAAAACCCAAAACAUCUUUCUUCAUCUCCAUCGUAACAAUGGUGCACAAGCCAUCAAAAGCCGAGAAGAAGAUCGCAUACGACUCCAAGCUAUGCCAGCUGCUGGACGAGUACAACCAGAUCCUUAUUGUGGCGGCCGACAACGUCGGAUCCACCCAGCUACAGAAUAUUCGCAAGGGUCUACGUGGCGACUCGGUGGUUCUCAUGGGUAAAAACACCAUGAUGAAGAGGUCUAUCAGGAUCCAUGCUGAUAACACUGGCAACAAUGCCUUCCUCAAUCUCAUUCCUCUCCUUGUCGGCAACGUGGGUCUGAUUUUCACCAAGGGUGAUUUGAAGGAGGUCAGUGAAGAGGUCGCCAAGUACAAGGUUGGGGCUCCUGCUCGUGUUGGUUUGGUAGCACCAAUUGAUGUUGUUGUCCCUCCGGGCAACACCGGUCUGGAUCCAUCGCAGACGUCCUUUUUCCAAGUGUUGAAUAUACCAACAAAGAUUAAUAAAGGAACUGUCGAAAUUAUAACCCCUGUUGAGCUUAUUAAGAAGGGUGACAAGGUUGGGUCCUCUGAGGCUGCCCUCCUUGCAAAGCUUGGCAUAAGGCCAUUCUCUUAUGGCCUCGUUGUUCUUCAAGUUUAUGAUGACGGGUCUGUCUUCAGCCCUGAAGUCCUUGAUCUUACUGAUGAGGACCUGAUUGGGAAGUUCUUUGCUGGUGUCUCUAUGGUGACAUCACUGUCGCUUGCUAUCUCAUAUCCAACCCUAGCUGCUGCACCACACAUGUUCGCCAAUGCCUACAAGAACGUUCUUGCAGUUGCUGUUGCUACUGAGUAUUCCUUCCCUCAGGCAGAGAAAGUUAAGGAGUACCUAAAGGAUCCUAGCAAGUUUGCUGUUGCUGCUGCCCCUGUUGCAGCAGCUGCUUCUGGUGGUGCCCCAGCUGCUGCUGCUGCCAAGGAGGAAGACAAGAAGGAAGAGCCGGCUGAGGAGUCGGAUGAUGACAUGGGUUUUAGUUUAUUUGACUAAACCUUGUUUCAGUGGUGAUAAUUCCUUGAUGGUUUACUUUAGAAAUGUUUUGUUUUAUGGAUAAUUUUUAUGUUUAAUAUGCCAUUUUACUUGGACUUGCAAAAUAUUUCCUCCAGUUGAGAGAACUAUUAAUUUUGAUGUUGUUUUGCA
Quercus robur (English oak) is the source of this 1340-nucleotide messenger RNA. Its product is annotated as 60S acidic ribosomal protein P0-like. The record is from RefSeq and is a predicted model, not a curated record. The coding region runs from base 222 to 1190 and encodes 322 amino acids. NCBI's taxonomy places the organism in Eukaryota, Viridiplantae, Streptophyta, Magnoliopsida, Fagales, Fagaceae. Gene Ontology annotation, molecular function: structural constituent of ribosome; large ribosomal subunit rRNA binding. Gene Ontology annotation, biological process: ribosome biogenesis; ribosomal large subunit assembly; cytoplasmic translation. Gene Ontology annotation, cellular component: cytosolic large ribosomal subunit. The transcript has 5 exons.